UUUCACUUCUUUCUUUUGCUCUUCGCUUUCGAAAAAAUCGUGUGGACGGGCGGCGCCGGCGCCGGCGUCCACACAACAUGACGAGGCUCUGCUGCCCCCUCUCCAUGGCGGCGGCGCCCUCUCGCUCCGCCUCCACCAUCCACUCCUCCCUUCCACCCGCCGGAUCUCGCGUCCGUUGGACGAAGACAACGACGGCCGGCCGAGCCGCGGCCGACCUGCGCUGCCGCCGGCGGCUCCUCAGCGCAAGAGGCGAGCACCCGGAUCCGGACGAACAAGACGAAGACGAAGAAGUAGACGAGCCGGCGGCGGGAGGGUUCGAGGCGGCGGCGGCGCUGUUCAACGGCGGGGAGUACCACGCGUGCCACGACGCGGCGGAGGAGCUCCUCUGGCGGUGCGCGGACGAGGAAGGAGGCCCCGCCCGGACGCUGCUCCACGGCCUGCUCCACUGCGCCGUGGGGAUGCACCACCUAAUCGGCCGCAACCACCGCGGCGCCAUGCUCGAGCUCGGCCAGGGCCUCUGCAACCUCCGCCGCCUCGACCUCGACCACGAUUCCGACCAUGGGCGGCCGUUCGCGCGGUUCAGGGACGAGAUCGCCGCCCUGCUCGCCUUCCUCUACCGCACCCAGAAGGAGCUCGCCGCAUGCACAGAGGAGAUGUGCGUGGCCAUGGACGGCUCGGCGACGACGUACCAGCUGCUGGGCGACUUCGCCGCCGGGCAGCGGCUGUACCGGCUGGGCGCCGGCGAGGACGGCGUGCCGGCCAUCGUCUUCUCCGCCGGUGGCGGCGGCGGCGGCCGUAGCUCGGUGAAGCUCCCGGUGCUGCACGCCACGGAGCGGCAUCUCGCGGCGCUCCAGCGCGCGCACUGAUACUCUGCUCGAUCUUAGCUUAGGUAUGGGUACCAAAUUCGGCGAAAAAAUUUGUAAGCAAAUUCAAAUUCGACGAACGAUUCGAUGUGUACAUCAACUGUAUACAAUCAGAGAAACAGAGUGCAAAAGCAAUAGUAGAACGUUGCAGAAUAAAA
This is a messenger RNA of Brachypodium distachyon (stiff brome), 1021 nucleotides long. RefSeq lists its product as uncharacterized. The coding region runs from base 78 to 866 and encodes 262 amino acids. The record is from RefSeq and is a predicted model, not a curated record. NCBI's taxonomy places the organism in Eukaryota, Viridiplantae, Streptophyta, Magnoliopsida, Poales, Poaceae. The transcript is spliced from 2 exons.